Oldenlandia corymbosa var. corymbosa is the source of this 879-nucleotide messenger RNA. NCBI's taxonomy places the organism in Eukaryota, Viridiplantae, Streptophyta, Magnoliopsida, Gentianales, Rubiaceae. The record is from the annotation of a GenBank genome assembly.
CAAAUAGUAGUAUUUCUAAAGGAGACACACAAUACAAUUACCUUCUUCCACACUGGGGAAAAAAAUCAUAGUAUUAAUUACUACUUUACUACUCAUAUCUUUCUUUGAUCACAUCCACAGAUUCUUUCGGCACACAACAACUUAACUGAUACUGUUGGACUGGUUAUCAUCCCAUAUCAGUAACUCUGUACUAUAUUCUUCUUCUUUGGUUUUCAUUGUUUGUGUUUUUCCAAAUUCGGUAUGGCAGAAGAAGAAGUGAAAAAAACAGAGCCCGAGACUACUACACCUUCUGAGACUCUACCCCCGCCACCUGCUGCUUCUGAGCCUCCGGCACCGGAAACUACCGAAGCUCCUAAGGAUGUGUCUGAGGAGAAAGCAGUAGUUCCAGUUCCUGAAGAGAAGCCCGAGGAAUCCAAGGCCCUUGUUGUUGUCGAAAAACCACCAGAGCCUCCUGUCGAGAAACCUGUUGAAGAUAAGCCUGCUGAAGGUUCAAUCAACAGAGAUCUUGUGCUUGAACGUGUUGCAACAGAGAAGAGGCAGUCAUUAAUCAGGGCAUGGGAAGAAAGUGAGAAAUCUAAGGCCGAAAACAAAGCUCAGAAGAAGAUGUCAGCCAUUGGGGCUUGGGAAAAUAGCAAGAAGGCAGCCAUAGAAGCUGAACUCCGUCAAAUUGAGGAAAAAUUGGAGAAACAGAAGGCUGAAUAUAUAGAGAAAAUGAAGAACAAGAUUGCAGCCCUGCACAGAGCAGCUGAAGAAAAAAGAGCAAUGAUUGAAGCCAAGAAGGGAGAAGAUCUACUGAAAGCAGAGGAGACUGCAGCAAAAUAUCGUGCCACAGGGACUGGUCCCAAGAAACUCCUUGGAUGUUUCUGAAUCUAAUGGGGG